This is a messenger RNA of Pollicipes pollicipes, 2834 nucleotides long. Its product is annotated as histone-lysine N-methyltransferase ASH1L. The record is from RefSeq and is a predicted model, not a curated record. Bases 72 to 2834 code for a protein of 920 amino acids. The transcript has 19 exons. Lineage: Eukaryota; Metazoa; Arthropoda; Thecostraca; Pollicipedomorpha; Pollicipedidae. Gene Ontology annotation, biological process: regulation of DNA-templated transcription. Gene Ontology annotation, cellular component: nucleus; nucleoplasm. Gene Ontology annotation, molecular function: protein binding; chromatin binding; histone H3K4 methyltransferase activity.
CGGUACCGGGCCGGUCUGCAGACAGAAAGCGCAAGAAAGAGGCGGUUUCCGGUCCCAACAAACGGGCCAGAAUGGAGAAGCCCGACCUGGCCUUGCACGAGGACGACAUCUACUUCGAGAGCGACCUGCCCAUCUCGGAGUCGGGUCCGUCGAGCGAGGUGCCCUCGGGUGACGAGCUGCACCGGCCGGCCGCCGCCUCCAGCAAGCACAAGCUGGCCGCGCCCCGCUGGAAGAAGAAGAAGUACCUCACGGCCGGCCUCUUCUCCGACUUCUACAAAGUGGAAAGUGAGUCGGAGCGGCCGGAGCUGAACAAGUCGCGCCUCUUCUACGAGCCGUCCGAGCACCCACACGGCCUCCUGCCGCCGCCCUGCUACGAAGAGAAGUGGCUGCGCCAGCGGCUGCGCGACUUCACGCUGCCCUACGACCUCUGGUGGCUGCAGGCCAACGCCCAGCUGCCCGGCCGCGACACGGUCGCCUCCUGGAACUACAAGAAGCUGCGCACCAACUACUACUUCGACGUGAAACCGCCGCCGUACCGCGAGGCGGAGACGUGCUCAUGCCGGCCGCCAGUCGACCCGCAGCGGCCCGGCUGCGGCGACGACUGCAUCAACCGCGUCAUGUUCGUCGAGUGCAGCAGCUCGUCGUGCCCGUGCGGCGACCGCUGCGACAACCAGAGGAUCCAGCGCCACCGCUGGACGCCCGGGCUCGUCAAGUUCAUGACCGGAGAGAAGGGCUGGGGCAUCAUGACCAAGCGGCCGAUCCGGGCCGGCACCUUCAUCCUCGAGUACGUGGGCGAGAUCGUCAGCGAGAAGGAGUUCAAGCGGCGCAUGCAGACGCGCUACAUCAACGACCAGCACCACUACUGCCUGAACCUGGACCGUGGCAUGGUCAUCGACGGCCACCGCAUGGGCAGCAUCGGUCGGUUCGUGAACCACUCGUGCUCGCCCAACUGCGAGAUGCAGAAGUGGGAGAUGAACGGCCUGCACCGGAUGGCGCUCUUCUCCCAGACUGACAUCGCGGCCGGCACCGAGCUCACCUACGACUACAACUUCUCCCUCUUCAAUCCGGCCGUGGGCCAGAAGUGCCACUGCGGCUCGCCGGACUGCCGUGGCGUGAUUGGCGGCCGUUCUCAACGCGUCGGCCCGCCGCCGCCCAAGCCGCCACCGCCCGGGCGUGGGCGGGCGCGCGAGCGCCGUCUCUCGGUCAGCUCGGAGCAGCCCGAGUCGGUGUGCCGCGAGCCCCAGACGCUGCCCGUGCGUCCGCUCUCGGCGCGUGACGUCCGCUUCAUCCGGCUGCACCGCUCCUUCCUCGUCCGCAACUACGAGAAGAUGCGUCGCCAGCGGGACCGGCUGCCGGACUCGGUGCGCACCCGCCGCCUGGCGGCCGCCGAGGAUGACCCGCUCAAAGUGCGCCAGCUCAGGCUGGCGCACAUCCUCAAGGAGAUCUACCAGGCGGUGGUGGCCUGCAACGGCGACAAGCUCGACCCGAGCCCGAUCGAGGCGCUGACGCUGCCGCGCAAGCCGAGCGUCGAGCCGGCCGACGCCGAGUCGGUCUCGCUGCUGCCGGAGCCGCUGGGCAUCGCCGAGAUCGAGCGGCGCAUCGUCACCGGCCAGUACCGCUCGGCCGACGCGUUUGACCACGACUUCCGGCGGCUCUUCACCACGCAGCUGCGCGCGCACGGCCGCUGCUCGCCGGUGGGCGCGGCCGUGCUGCGGCUCAAGCACAAGUACGCCGAGUUCAAGACGGUCAUGAUGAGCCAGAUCCAGGAGAUCCUCGGCGUGACGCCGAGCAGCUUCCGGCCGCCGGCCAAGCGGCGCCAGGACAGCGGCCUCGACGGCGAGGAGGACACGAUCCGGUGCGUGUGUAACCUGCACCGCGAGGAGGGCCUCAUGAUCCAGUGUGAGCGCUGCCUCAUCUGGCAGCACUGCGACUGUGUGGACGCCGACCCGGCCGUCGAGAGCUACGUCUGCGAGCUGUGCGAGCCGCGCGACCUCAGCCCGGAGGUGCGUCUGAAGCCGCAGCCGGAGGACGCCGAGCCUGGCCUGGUCUACUACCUGUCGCUGGUGCGGGACGACCUGCAGGUUCGCCAGGGCGACUGCGUGUACAUCAUGCAGGGCAACAUGGUGAAGGCGGCGCAGGAGGCGGGCAUGGUGCCCUACAAGUACAUCACGCGUCUAGUGCCGGAGGACCUGCUCAUCUUCCGGGUGGAGAAGCUGUGGAAGGACGAGAGCGGCGCACGGUUCGCCUUCGGCUAUCACUACUGCCGGCCUCAAGAGACAUACCACGAGCCGACGCGCAAGUUCUACCCGAAGGAGGUGAUGCGCUCGCCGCUGUACGAGGUGGUGCCGCUCGAGCUGGUGGUGGGUACCUGCUGGGUGCUGGACGCCAACACCUACUGCAAGGGCCGUCCGGUCGGCGCCCAGGAGCAGAGCGUCUACAUCUGCGACUACCGGGUGGACAAGUCGGCCAGGCUGUUUGCCAAGAUCAACAAGAAUCGACACCCGAUCUGCACCAAAGCCUUCGCGUUCGACACGUUCGAGACGCGCCUGAAGAUAUCUAGGACGUUCACGCCGCACGCCGAGGAGGUGGCGAAGAAGAUCAACACGGAGAAGGCCAAGGCAAAGAAAAGGGAGGAGGCGCAGGCGGUGCCCAAGCCGGCCAAGCCCAAAGCGGCCAGGGACGUGUCCAGGCACGCGGCGCUGCCGCCCAAGCCGGAGACGCCGGAGGAGAAGCACGCGCGUCAGUACCGGCGCUUGGACGGUGUGCUGCUGCGCCUGCUGGCGCGUCUGCCCGGCCCGGCCGUCGACAUCUCGCACCUGCUCGACUCGGGGUGA